AUGUCCGCUCCAACACGACAAUUUAACAGGUUGUCCAUUGGUCGGAAUAUGUCAGAAACGACCCUGCCUGCCAGAGUGGCCCGCGCGGGUCGGCCGGACCCUUCCGACGACGACAGUGAUCAUGGAGAAGACGACAGUUCAUCGGAGGAAGGCUCCAAUGGUGGAGACGAGGCAGACAAAGAGGACGAAAGCAGCGAUGAAGAGGAAUCCGAAUCGACUAGUGCUUCUGUCCUCGCAGCGUCAGGCAUUGCGUAUGACUUAAGCCAACUAGAUUCCGAGUUGGAAGCCAGUGCCAUUGUGGGUUUGAAUGGCGGUUUUGAUGUUGUCAACUGUGGUUCUACUGCCGCAGGGUAUGACUUCCAGCUAUUGGAUCGACCGCAUGUGCACAUUGGCCCAGACUCGACCACUUGCAGCUGUUACGCCUUCAAGAAUCGACCGGACGGGGCGUGCCAGCAUAUCUUCUGGCUUCUCGACCAACUGCACGGCUGCUACCUCUCUGCGCCUCAGUCGAUCGAGGUAGCGCUGACUCCAGAUGGACGCCCAGACCGCCUCCCGCGCAUUGAGUCCCUCUUAAAGGGUGACUUAGGGUCGGUUGCAACGCGGCUCGAGUGGCAGUACCUACGAGACGAGGACUCGACAGGCAAGGGGAUGACGCGGACAGAAAAAGUCCGGGACAUCUUCUCUGCGUUCAGCAGCCGCACUCUUCCAGAAGACACCCGACGGGACUUGACAGAGACGAUCGAGCAAGCACGCACAGCAGAGCAAUGCGUGGUGCAGGGAGAUUUCGAGGCGACCAUGUUCCGUCUGGCAGUUCAUGAUGACGGGGUAUUCAACAGCCUCUGCAAAGCAAUGCCUGCAGGCGCAUGUGCGGCUAUCUACUUUGACAAGAUACAGGAACAGACGCGCCGACUACUCAACGACUUCGACCGAUACUGUGUGACUGGCGAAUUACCUGCAGAACCCGUGAGCCCCGGCUUGGGUGUAGAGGUCAGCGAUGUCGUGACACAGCUUCAACGGGCGGUGUCUCAGAUUACAACCAACAUUGCAGCCCGUGCCCCGCAUGGCUCUGAAGGUGCUGCCGAGGCUCUCGUGUCGCUCUUAGAGUCGGUCGUGGCUCGCAAUAAUGAUCCUCUCGAGGGUAAUCCUCUAGGCCGCGAGAGCUUCCACGGUGAAGACGAGGACCAGCGCAAUCUGUAUCAUUUGCUCAUCGGGUCGGUCGAAACAGACUCCGAAACAGACGCGCGGCACUUUGUACUACACGCGCUUGAGGCUCUACCGCCUGCGGACCUCCACCAAUGUGCCAACCGGCUGCGCGACAUUCUCCGCAAGAUCGAAGUCAACCGUGCUCCGAAGCCAUACCUUAUUCAUCUGGGCAACAUUAUCCGUAUCGCUGAAUCUUCUGGCUCCGGUGCAACAGGAUCGGGGCAGAAGCGACCAGCGACUGGAAAUGGGAAUUCGGGAGGAUACUCGAAACGAACCCGAUGA
This is a messenger RNA of Penicillium bovifimosum, 1485 nucleotides long. RefSeq lists its product as uncharacterized. The record is from RefSeq and is a predicted model, not a curated record. Gene Ontology annotation, molecular function: zinc ion binding. The transcript is spliced from 2 exons. Bases 1 to 1485 code for a protein of 494 amino acids. NCBI's taxonomy places the organism in Eukaryota, Fungi, Ascomycota, Eurotiomycetes, Eurotiales, Aspergillaceae.